This is a messenger RNA of Suillus fuscotomentosus, 634 nucleotides long. RefSeq lists its product as uncharacterized. The transcript has 2 exons. Lineage: Eukaryota; Fungi; Basidiomycota; Agaricomycetes; Boletales; Suillaceae. The record is from RefSeq and is a predicted model, not a curated record. The coding region runs from base 5 to 634 and encodes 209 amino acids.
GUAUAUGCCCUUGGAUCAAGAUAUUGUUCGCGAGAUGUGGGUCGGAAAUCUCAAAGCAUCUGCCACCGCAAGGAAUCGCCAAUCAAACAUUGACGCUGCGCCCACGUUCUGCGAGCCUCACGCUCGUUCAGCAUCGGAAUUAGUCCUUGAACUGACGGUUCCAGGAUCACCCGCAGGUUCUGAUAGGAAUGAUCCUGGAGAUAAUGGCGCAAAUGUUAUUGAGCUGGUCCCACAGGCCCUGUUACCAAUUCCUCACUACGUGGAGAAUACUGUCUCACCCAAUACCUAUUACUUUUCGGCAUCCGAUCUCCCCCUGCCCUUACUCAUACCACCCUCGCUAUAUCACCCUGAGCCUCCUGUUCCUAAAUUAGCUUACUCACGCCCCUCGCGUGAUUGGCCCCGAUCCCCUUUGCGUCUGCAGACUCCUCCACACUCUCAUUCCUUGGAAACUGAUGAACACCCCUUGUUCAGCUUCAACAAGAGGGACACGAUGCUGGCGAAGGUCGGUAUCGACCAGAAGAAUCUUAUCAAGGAGAUCAGGCACAUAGCUCACUGGUGUGGGACGGGCCGCGGGGUUUUCGAGAUCUUUUUGGCUUCUGCCGGAUGUCGACGUAUCAUAGGAGAGAUGUCGUGA